Aspergillus nomiae NRRL 13137 is the source of this 3360-nucleotide messenger RNA. Its product is annotated as RNA polymerase III transcription factor TFIIIC subunit (Tfc4). Bases 1 to 3360 code for a protein of 1119 amino acids. Gene Ontology annotation, molecular function: protein binding. NCBI's taxonomy places the organism in Eukaryota, Fungi, Ascomycota, Eurotiomycetes, Eurotiales, Aspergillaceae. Gene Ontology annotation, cellular component: transcription factor TFIIIC complex. Gene Ontology annotation, biological process: transcription by RNA polymerase III. The record is from RefSeq and is a predicted model, not a curated record. The transcript has 7 exons.
AUGGAUGUUCCUGACCAGCUCAAUCACAAUUCCCAAGCCGGGGAGGUCGCAUACCCUGAUAUUGACGAGACAAUACACUACCCGUGGCAGGGACCCCAGCAAACGGCCCAGCCCGACCCUAUUCACUCAGUGCUGGACCCCCGUUUGUAUAAGGAUCUGUUCCCAAGCAAUGCCUCAGAGUUACCAGGAGAAAUACCGCUCGAUGAAGACGAGGAUGCCGAAGAAUAUGCUGAAAUUGAUGACUCUGCGGAGGAUUCUACUUAUGAGUUCUCCCCAGAAGAAAGCUCGACCGAUGAGGAGCUGACUGAUGAGGGGGAUGACGGUGAUGAUGAUUCAUAUUCUCGUCGAAGGAGACGCCGCAGAGGCACAGGACCCUUCUCUGGUCGUUACGGUGCGCGCGGUGGUAAAGGGAUCAAGCGUGGACCUCGCAAACCACUAGAGCCUAGCCCCGAGUUCAAGAUACUGCACUCGGAGGCUACAUCGGCAUUUAUUGAUGGUGAGUAUGACCGUGCCAUUGAGUUGGUAAAACAGGCAAUUCAGAUCAACCCGGAGAUGUUUGCUGCCCAUUCUCUCUUAUCAGAGAUUUGGUUAGCACAGGGCCACAAAGACAAAGCAUUGACAGCUUUGUUUAGCGGUGCACAUACGCGCCCGAAAGAUCCGACAGUUUGGGCCAAAGUGGCACGGAUGAUCCUGGAGCGGGCUGGAGAGGAUCGCCAAAGCACACUGAACGAUGUUGUUUACUGCUAUAGCCGUGUCAUUGAUAUCAACCCAAAAAACUACAAUGUACGCUUCCAAAGGGCCGCCAUUUACCGGGAAUUAGGAUAUAAUGGACGAGCUGCGACGGAGUACGAGCGGAUUCUCAAGGAUUUACCGCAUAACGCUAGGGCUCUGCGACAUAUUGCGGAGAUCUAUAUUGACCUGAACGAUGUUCAGAGGGCGGUUGAUCACUGGGCAGACAGCGUAGAAUAUUUUCUAUCUCUUGACCCAGAAGAAGCCCCCGAGUUUUCUUGGUCGGAUGUGAAUAUCUAUGCUGAGCUUUAUGGCUACUUAAACCAACCCGAAAAGGGACUCUGGGCCCUGAAGACGCUCUCUAGAUGGCUCCUUGGCCGCAAAAACGACACGAUGUGGGAAAAAUUUGAUGAGGACGAUCGCGAAUGGGAUGCCAGGCGAUGGCCACGAGACUCUUAUGGGCUGGGUCUUCCUCUAGAGCUCCGCAUCAAACUUGGCCUUUUCCGUCUGAGAAUGGGGUAUCAACAUAAGGAUGAAGCUUUGCAUCAUUUCGGGUGGCUCAAUCCAGACGACACAUCCGAAGGAGCUCGGCUCUUCGAUUACGGGGAUCUCUUCCGGGAGGUUGCAGACGCACUCAAGGACGUAGGACUAUUCGAAGAUGCACUCCGGUUCUACAUGCCACUUCAGCAAACAGAGGAGUAUGCAGAUGUUAGUUUCUUCAUGGCAGUGGGAGAUUGCUUUCGGAAUCUGGACAAGCUCGAAGACGCCGAAAAUUGCUAUCUUACCGUCGCGGAGCAUGAUGCGAGAAAUAUAGAAUCCCGUGUACAGCUGGCGAAGUUAUAUGAGGCCAUUGGCAUGUCCGAGCAGGCACUCAAGUAUGUUAACGAAGCCGUUCUACUUGGGAGGCAAGAAACCAGGGGAAAUCGGCGACGAAAAGAUACAAGGCUUGAGCAGCUAGUAAUGGAGUUUAAGUUAGCUGAAGGCGAAAUUGGUGCGCCCGGCUUGAGUUCAGUUGCACCAGAUUCUGUAGGUAAUGAUGUGACAGCACCUUCACUUACCACUAAGUCUGCAGCUGUGCUCGGUCGGAAGGAUUCCGUGGAGGCCGAAAAUGAAAGGACAGAAAGCAUCCAAUUCCUUUAUACCAAACUACAGCAGCUGCAGUCGAGGGUCAAGGCAGGCGAGCUCGAAGCCACGGAGGAUUGGCUCGAUAUUGCCGAUGCAUUGCUGCGCGAGUUUCGGUCUAACCGAUUUUUCUACCCGCUACAGCGCAAUGUCAUGUUUCUUGGCUACUCUCGAGAAGCCCAGAAAAAGGCUGGAAAGACCAAGAGUCAAACAAUAAUGGAAGAGAUGCAGGAGAUGGCUGGUCGUCUCCAUGAGUCUCUAGGCACUAUCACCGAGGAACCUCUUCAGGGGGCUAUACCGACUGACUAUCAUGGCAUAUCUUUUGAUGAGUGGCUUGAUUUGUUCCUCCAGUACGCUCUUGUUGUAGCAGGGCAGGGUGAACCAGAAGAAGCGUACGACUCACUUGCUGCUGCUGCAGAUGCCAGCAUUUGGUAUCAUUCUAAACCCAGCACUCGCCUGAUCCACGUUUGCUGGUUCACUUGUGCUCUUCGAGCGCAGGACGAAGAAACCCUUGCCAAUGAGGCACGCUGGUUCAUCAAGGAGUAUCAGUUCGUGACCGACACAUAUCGACUUUUCUCCAUGCUGAGUCGCCUCUGUGGGGACCCCCACCGGUCUCUCUUCCAUUCGUCAGCAAAUAUGAAAUUUAUGUUGCGACAGAUUAAAGCUAUGGACUACACGAUCCCGGACGAGGCCCCGGGCUUGCGGUCGAGUAAGCCCGUGAGAGAAUCAAUCUAUCAGGAGCGUGCACGUUUAUCGACGCGUGACGAGAAUGGAGAAGUUAUACCAGCAGAAGCUAUGGACGUUGCUCUUCUGGUAUUGUACGGCCAUAUACUUUAUUCUGGUAACAGCUUUCUACCGGCUUUGAAUUACUUCUUCCGUGCGUAUGCCUUGGACGAUCAAAAUGCCACGGUGCUUCUUUCGAUCGCCCUCUGUUACAUUCAUCAUGCCCUCAAGCGUCAGUCUGAAAACCGUCACUUCAUGAUCAUGCAAGGACUUUCAUUUAUGGAGGAAUAUCGACGCGUGCGAGAGCGGCCCGGGAGUCUUCUCCAGGAGCGACAGGAAAUGGAGUUCAACUAUGCCCGAGUAUGGCACAUGCUCGGCCUGUCCAACCUGGCAGUAGAAGGCUACCAGCGUGUAUUAAAACUGGGGAAGCAGAUACAGGCUGAGGGUCGAGGCCCACAGCCGGCGGUGCGAGUCACCAGGCAUGUGGAUAACGAUGUGGAUAUGCGGGAUGCAGGAUCCGAGCAAGAACCGUUCGUCGAAGACUUCUCUCCCGAGGCCGCCUUGGCCCUACAGACCCUCUAUGCUCUGAGUGGGGAUUUGCAUUUGGCUAAGGAUGUGACCGCGAAUUGUCAUCAAGAUCUCAAUUCUGGUCACGCGACCUCCUUCCUGGCAACGGUUAGUGCUUACAUCUAUGCCCUUGCUAUGCUGGUCAUUAAUGUUGUCAAGUCAUGCUAUCUCGAGUUCAAUCGAUUGGUAGAUGGAAUCCAUUUUGCGAGGAAGUGCUAG